This is a messenger RNA of Podospora bellae-mahoneyi, 1848 nucleotides long. RefSeq lists its product as uncharacterized. Bases 1501 to 1848 code for a protein of 115 amino acids. The transcript is spliced from 2 exons. Lineage: Eukaryota; Fungi; Ascomycota; Sordariomycetes; Sordariales; Podosporaceae. The record is from RefSeq and is a predicted model, not a curated record.
CGGCAGAGUUCACGUCACACGAAGCGGAGGUCGACACUGGGUUUCUGGGAGAAUGAGCGGGAUCGCAGAUGCUGCUGCGAGAUACAUCCCAUUUUCCGUAUCGCUGGGACGGGACGAGCGACUCGAUUCGAACAAGGCGUAGAUUGUGGGGAGAAAAGGGAGGAGCCAAGGAGUGAUAGGUGAUGAUGAUGGGAGAAAAUCUCCAACUGCAUCCAGUCCAGCGCAACAAAACCAAGAUGUGGCUAGCCUGUCAAUGACUGCCUGCAUGAUACAUGCACUGUGUUCCCAAUGGAGACCCCUUGUCGUUGCUGCUGUGGCCUCUCUCAACAAGAGGAGGAGCGCGUGGGAGCCCAGGCCUGGAAUUCUCUGUCUCAAGACUUGCUAACCCCUCUUUUCCACAGUAGGCGAGCUGUUGGCUGCUGCAAGACAUCUCACUGCCGAUGAUUGGACAGAGGUGGGAGACGACGUCGAUUUUGGGCCGUGGAUCAUGACCGCAACACCUCUUCCCUCCGCCCUCAUCACUAUCACCUGUUCGCCAUUUUCCCCCGUUUCAUCCAAGAUUGCCCCAAAGCCUUCAUCUCCAUCUCUGGGCCUUUCCUGUUCGCAGGACGGUCUAAGGUAUCACCACACUUUUGUGGUCUGGAGCACAGCACCUGCCUCGCAGGGGACUGUCAUCCCAGGAUCUUUUCUCCCCGGCCUCCACUUGGUGUUCGAAACACAAGGAUAUCCCACCUCUCGACAUCGUCGUACCCUGUCUCGCCCCCCUCCCCUCCCCGCGGACAGCACGUAACCCAGUCCUGUUUGACCAACUGGGUUAGACACGGGGCAGGUCACACCAGAAUUCUGGUGAAAGUUGGUAUUUCCUUGGUGCGAUUUUGCGUCUCACGACACGACCCUUUGGGCACCCCCUCACCCACUAGGCAGUCCGCCAACCCACCAGCCGCAGUCUUCGAGUUCAAAGUUCCCACGGGUGUGGAUGCAUGCUGACGGCGCAUCUGCAACCCAUCCAGGGUUUUGUUGCACUCGACGAGAAGCCAGGCUUGUGCUGCUGUCUUGCUCAACAGGUUGUGAAAGCGGGCUGGUGUUGCACAGCGUUCGAAUUGAAUCCGGCCAAGUCUCGCCCUCUUGACAUCUCGCCGGUCUCGCUUGCAGUGGCAUUUCUCGUGCCGACCAAUCCUUUCCGAGCGCAGUCCCUCCGCCAUCCGGCCCGGUCUCGGUUGUUCUUGCGUCUACUAGACUGUUGCCCGUGUUGCCCGAUCUGUCUGACACCGCAUUUGUAACCGGCUUCAUCGUGGUGGCAGCAAAUUCUGGGAUCAAAGGCUCCGGACCACGGCACCCAUAGCCUUGGCAAGAUCUUGCUCCUACUGAUCUUUCCUGGGCCAUUGUGUGAGAUCAGGUUGACUUGGCGAACCAAUAUUCUGAUAGAACCGUUCUUUGUAUCCCGAAUCAAACUGGGGAGGCAAAAAACAGCGAGCGAGGGCACGUAGGUGAGGGAGCAGGAUGGAGAGUCCACUUUUGCGUCCGACCGGUGGGUUGUCGAAGCCGCCGCGCUGCCGCAGUCCGAUAGAUGCAGAUACCCGCCAGCCAAAGAAAUGCCGUCAGCUAGGUGCCAUACUUGACGAGAUCACACCGACUUUACCGGUCAAUCCAUUCAGCCUGAUCCCGUCACAAGAUAGUGAUCUCUAUGGCGGCUCCCUGUACCACCACCCCACGUUUGCCCCAAACCUGCAUGGGUAUGGGAACUGGUUGGACGGCGCAGCAGUUCCUACAUGGUCUCCGUACGACUACAAGCAAGGUACGAACGAGAUGGCGUUGCAAUCCAAGGUCCAGUUGGACAGUGAUGAUUGA